Messenger RNA from Ruditapes philippinarum (Manila clam), 1227 nucleotides. RefSeq lists its product as uncharacterized. The coding region runs from base 5 to 457 and encodes 150 amino acids. The transcript has 3 exons. Lineage: Eukaryota; Metazoa; Mollusca; Bivalvia; Venerida; Veneridae. The record is from RefSeq and is a predicted model, not a curated record.
GAGUAUGUAUGUCCAGAAAAUUGUUUGUUUAACUCUUGUUCAAAAGUUGGUAAAUGUGUGGAUGGUUUGCAUUAUUGGAUUUUACGGAGACACGUGUAAUAACAGAUGUUUGCAAACAUGUGCAAACUUAACUUGCGAUCGAAAAUUGGGUACUUGCAAGCAAACUUAUAAUGAUGCACAGGUAGCACCAAAAGAAGCUGAUCCAGAGCUUUCAUUAGAGGGAAUUAUAGGUAUCUCUAUUGGAGCCGUUGUCGUUGUCAUCAUCUUUGUGAUCGUCAUUGUUUGCUGCAUCAAUUACAAGAGACGAUAUGACGAUGCCAAAACCGAAAUACAUCUACCUUCUGACGUCAUUGAACGCUUAUCGACGCACAGAUCACUCCACAGUACAACGUCAACGAACUACCCGGUUGCCAGAGUAGUUGGUGACGACAACGAGAAAGAUUUUGUUCUAUUUUAACGUAGCGAUGCUCUAGAAACUUUUGACGUAAUUAAUUGGCGGGGCGGGCUUAAAUGCCGAAUACUCAAAAUAUAGACGAUGAUAUUUAGUUUCAUAAUAGCAAACCAGUUCACUCAAAAAAACAACAAGUACUCCAUAUUUCAAUAUCUUUUGAUUUUAGUUUCAUUCAUCAAGGACAUUUGCUAUGAUGUAGCUAUAAUUAGUUUGUUAGUUGUUCUUAUUUUCACCUGUAUGAAUGAAGACUUGUACUGCUUUUGAAGCAGUUUGUUAUAAAAUUGCAAUGUGCCAUAUAUAUUUUAAUACAGCUUAUAAAACAUAAAAAAGAAUCAUUUGAACAUUUAAAGUAAAUAAAAAAUUUGCCCGUUAUUGUUUCACUGUUCAAAUAUUUAGUAAUCAGUAUUUUAGGCAGAAUAGGUGCAGGGAAUUAUGGGCUUUUUUGUAAAAGGAAAGAUCAGACUCAAUGUACAAACUCAUUUUCAUGAUCAUUUUUUAAAUAAUCAUUUCUUACCAAAAACAUACAUCGUAUAUAAUCUUUUAGUAACAUAAUUAUUUUGUUCGUAUAAUUAAAAUGAUAAAUUUUCGGUUGUGAUAAAAUAAAAACAUAUUCAUACAUGUAGUUACAUAUAUGAUUUAUGAAGGAAAAAAACGAGCGAGGAUUUAAUAUUUUCCCAUAUUUUUAGAAUCACAACAGCAAGGGUUAAGUGUUUUGCUGUAGCUGUAAAAAGGUUUUCCUGUAUUUCACCUCAGUGUUGUUAUAAUUUUCUGAUCCU